AUGAAAAAUGCUCAGUCUGUUCGGGGCAACCAUGACGAAGCUGUUUUACGAGAAUAUGCAAACAGAGAAAAAGACUCAAAUCAUGUUCUUCGCGAUAAAUACGAAUGGAUCACCGCUUCAGAUAAAAGCGAGAGGGAUUUUCUAACCAAUCUACCGUACACUAUCACUGUCCCCUCUAGGAAUAUAUUGAUUGUUCAUGCUGGGCUGGUUCCAGGAAAACAAUUGUUGCAACAGAAAACGCAAGAUAUGGUCACUAUGCGAAAUGCUUUCUUUACAGACUAUUUUGAUGGUAACGGUUGGCAGGGUACAUCCUCUGGUGACGUAGGUUACCCAUGGGCUUCCCUUUGGACCGGACCACAUCAUGUAUAUUUUGGUCACGAUGCCAAACGCAAGCUUCAACUGUAUGAUUACGCAACAGGACUAGAUACAGGCUGUGUGUAUGGAGGGUGUCUGACUGCUGCAGUACUGGACCCAAAUGUAAAUGUGCCCGUUGAAUUUGUGACUGUUAAUGCACAGGCAAUCUAUCGCCAGAAAUAA
Messenger RNA from Saccoglossus kowalevskii, 537 nucleotides. RefSeq lists its product as uncharacterized. Lineage: Eukaryota; Metazoa; Hemichordata; Enteropneusta; Harrimaniidae. The record is from RefSeq and is a predicted model, not a curated record. Gene Ontology annotation, cellular component: cytoplasm. Gene Ontology annotation, biological process: polyphosphate catabolic process. Gene Ontology annotation, molecular function: endopolyphosphatase activity; phosphatase activity.